Messenger RNA from Talaromyces amestolkiae, 1131 nucleotides. RefSeq lists its product as uncharacterized. The record is from RefSeq and is a predicted model, not a curated record. The transcript is spliced from 6 exons. Bases 1 to 1131 code for a protein of 376 amino acids. Lineage: Eukaryota; Fungi; Ascomycota; Eurotiomycetes; Eurotiales; Trichocomaceae.
AUGUCAGGGACCGAUCCGCCUGCGCUGGACACUCCCAGUGGGAUGACGCCUGACUUUGACCAUCCGACAGACGUUCUCCGCACUAUUCUUCUCGUUACACAAUGUCUCUGUAUUCCAAUCGUUUCCAUCAUUGUCGUGCUUCGGUUAUAUGUGAGAAUUCGCUUCCAGCAGCAAUUGGGAGUGGACGAAUAUUUCAGCUUUGCCGCUUGGAUCCUUUUCAUGGCAUACUGCAUCAGUGCAAUCUUGUUGUCGAGCCAUGGCGGCGGUUGCUAUCAGUGGGAGCUGUAUAGAUCCGAGCUGGUGGGAUUUCUGAGGAUUUCCUAUAUUGCAACUCUAUUCUACGCUCCGAUGGCUCUCUUCGUCAAAGUCGCACUAUUAACCCUCCUAGCCCGCGUUUUCAAGCCAUACCGCAAAUGGGUCAUCUUGAUUCACAUCAUCCUUGGAGUUGUUUUGGCCUACUACGUGCCUGCCUUCAUCAUCAAAGCCCGCAUAUGCAGUCCCGUAUCGGCCUACUGGAACGGCACCGCGAGCGGCGGCUCAUGCCUCAACCAGGGCAGAGUCAUCGUGGCCGAUUCUGUCAUGAGUGUGGUGACCGAUUUGGCAAUUCUCAUCCUCCCCUUGCCACUGACCUGGUCGCUUCAGAUGCCGCUUGAGAAGAAGUUGAAAGUCAUGGGCCUUUUGAGCGCGGGAGGGCUUGCGACGGGGUUUAGCCUCUAUCGGUUGGUCAUGAUUGUGCAAGAUGGACAGUCCCCAGAUCAAACGAUGGUGUUUACUCGCGUUGUACUUACUGGUAAUGCGGAGGGCGCCGUCGGGCUGAUAUGUGCCUGUCUUCCGGCACUCAACGUCCUCAUUUCUCGUACCCACAAAGGAAGUUCAUACCUGGCGAAACCAGAAUCGCACAGUGGUUCACGAUUACAACUAAGAAAGAUCCGAGGAUCCAAGAGUGAUUACCGGCCUAUGGUAGAUAAGAACGUGGAGGAUGGAACUGCGUUUGGUUCAGACGAAAGAGUCUUGAUAUCGAAUGUCGCUGCAUCUUAUAGUGGUAAUGAUUUCUCUGAUCACACUUCAUUUGAUACCGGGAUCAUGAAAAGUGUCGCAGUUUCUCAGUCAGUUGAGGUGACGAACAAGUGA